Messenger RNA from Mesocricetus auratus (golden hamster), 3483 nucleotides. It is a transcript of the gene Lin28a, whose product is annotated as lin-28 homolog A. The record is from RefSeq and is a predicted model, not a curated record. The transcript is spliced from 4 exons. Lineage: Eukaryota; Metazoa; Chordata; Mammalia; Rodentia; Cricetidae. The coding region runs from base 114 to 743 and encodes 209 amino acids. Gene Ontology annotation, molecular function: nucleic acid binding; zinc ion binding.
GCGGGGGGAAGAUGUAGCAGCCUCUUCUCCGAACCACCCCUUUGCCUCCGGACUUCUCUGGGGCCAGCAGCCGCCCGACCUGGGGCCCGGGGCCACGGGCUCAGCCGACGACCAUGGGCUCGGUGUCCAACCAGCAGUUUGCAGGUGGCUGCGCCAAGGCAGCGGAGAAGGCGCCCGAGGAGGCGCCGGCUGACGCGGCCCGGGCCGCAGACGAGCCGCAGCUGCUGCACGGGGCCGGCAUCUGUAAGUGGUUCAACGUGCGCAUGGGGUUCGGCUUCCUGUCCAUGACCGCCCGCGCCGGGGUCGCGCUCGACCCCCCGGUGGACGUCUUUGUGCACCAGAGUAAGCUGCACAUGGAGGGCUUCCGAAGCCUCAAGGAGGGUGAGGCAGUAGAAUUCACCUUUAAGAAGUCUGCCAAGGGUCUGGAAUCCAUCCGUGUCACUGGCCCUGGUGGAGUGUUCUGUAUUGGGAGUGAGCGGCGGCCAAAGGGGAAGAACACGCAGAAACGAAGAUCCAAAGGAGACAGGUGCUAUAACUGCGGUGGCCUAGACCAUCAUGCCAAGGAAUGCAAGCUGCCACCCCAGCCCAAGAAGUGCCACUUCUGCCAAAGCAUCAACCAUAUGGUGGCCUCAUGUCCACUGAAGGCCCAGCAGGUCCCCACUUCUCAGGGAAAGCCUGCCUACUUCCGGGAGGAGGAAGAAGAGAUCCACAGCCCCGCCUUGCUCCCAGAAGCCCAGAAUUGAGGCACCGGAGCGGGGGCUGUUCUUUUGCUAUUGGGGAGCUUGAAGGAGGAGGCAUCAAUCGACAGAGUGGAGAAAGUGGGGGAUAGGGUGGGUUUGUGGGUAGCUGGCUGGGUUUCCCAGUAUCACCCUGCCUUCCCUUGGUGGGGGGAAAGGGAGAGGCAAUGGAAACUCCAACCAUACUUAUGUGAAUGCAAGUGAAGGCUUUUGUGGACAGCCACCCUAGAACUUGUAUGCUUUAGCUGAGGCUUUAACCUAAAACGACAUGCUUUUGAAAGUGGCUGGGAUAGGCAAGUUCUUCUGUAGAAGACUGUGAUAGUUCCACUUGCCAGACAGGGUGUGAAACAAGUGUAAGACCACAUUAAUGAACCUAACCCCUCCCUCCCCACAGGCUACUCUGUUCUGUGGGAGGGAUUCUUCAGGAGCCAGGCAAGGUUUCUUUCACAUCUAGCUUGUUCAUAACCCAGUCCUGGGAUGCGGUGCCAGGAAUGGUAUCAGUAUCUAGCAACGGGUUGUGAUGACAGGCAGAGGGUGGUUGAGGGGACGGGGCAGUUGCAGACCUGCUGUUGCUACCUCACUCCCAGCACGUUCUGGGCCAAUGUGAUUUUUAAUUUAUUUGCUCCCUUGGGUAACUGCACCUUGGAUCCCACUUUCUCCAGGAUGCCAACUGCACUAUCUGUGUGCGAAUGACGUAUCUGUGCGUUUUAAUUUUUUUUUCUUAAUAUAAAUAAUCAGUUUGUAUUUUUGUAUAUUUUAAUCUAAGGCCCUCAUUCCUGCACUGUGUUCUCAGGUACACGAGCAAUCUCAGGGAUAAGUCCACAAGCAGCUCCAGGUCUGCACAGCAGGAAUACUUUUUGUUUUGAUCACCAUGGAGACCAACCAUUUGGAGUGCACAGCCUAUUGAACUACCUCAUUUUUGCCAAUUACAGAUGGCUUUUCUGCCAUAUAGUCCUUAAAACCUCCGUCCACCUUAAAAUGUUUCACAGGAGGCUAGGUUUUAAUUAGGCUACCCGUGACUUGAUCUCGGGCUUUUUUUUUUUUUUUUUUUUUUUUGCAAAAGAUAGGGAAUUAAUCUAAACAGGAAAAGAUGGUACAGAGAGAGAUGUCAAAAGGCUGGGCCAGGUGAAAGGCACAAGAGUAAUUUUCCAUCCCAAAUCCAUCUCACCAGAUUAGUCGAAGCCUGCCAUACACAGCAGGGUGUGAGUGUGCGUGUGUGCGUGCGAGUGUGUGUUGGUUUUUUUUUUAAUGCAAAUUUAUGAGGAUGAGGUUUUCUGUUUGUUUUGAUUGUUUUUAGAUACUGGGAUUGAACCUUGGGCCUCAUUUGUGCUAGAACAUAUCCUGCCUCUGAGUUCUCCUGGUAAGGAUACAAUUUAAGGCCAACACCCUUAUUACCAUACCACACUGUGCUGUCUAGGGAUGGGGACGGGAAACUUAAAUCCUAGCCUUUCAUAAGCUUGGCUUCCAGAGAGAUCCCUGGAGCGUGGGCCUCUGGCAAGUGUCCCGCCCUGCUGCAGUGGUCAAUAGCUAAAGGAAAAAAGAGGGGUUUCGUUUACAUGUGAGAUCACCGCAAACCUACCUCACUGUGUAGAAACGGGACAAAUGCAAUAGAACACAUUGGGUGGUGUGUGUCUGAUCCUGGUUUCUUGUCUCCCCCAAAUGCUGCCCCCCCUAGUUAUUGUAUUGUCUGGCCUUUGUAGGACUUUACUGUCUGAGUUGGCGGUUGCUAGGUGCUCUAGUUGUGUAAAUAUAAUGUGUUGGUCUUCAUGUUCUUUUGGGGUUUUAUUGUUUACAAAACUUUUUGUAUUGAGAGAAAAAUAGCCAAAGCAUCUUUGACAGAAAGUUCUGCACCAGAUGGCUGCAUCUGAAACCUACGUGUGGUCCUUCUCAAAGUGAGCCUCUGGAACCAUGGCUCCCCUUCUCUUCUCCUUCCCCUGUCUCCCAUUCUGAUUACAUCUUUCUGACCUUAAAACAGCUCCAAUGUUACCCUCUUCUCCCUCAUGAGAAAACUUACAUUUACUUCUUGGAGUGUCUGUACAACUCUUGAAUGACCCACAUAGAAAUUCUGAAGAAUCCAUGAACCUCACUCUCCCCUUGUUCCCAAACUCAGUCAAGAGUUUGGGUUGGUUGUUUUGAGACAGGGUCUCACUCUGUAGCCCAGGGUAGCCUCAGAUUCCUGGCUGUCCUCCUGCCUUAGCCUCCUCAGUGCAGGGAUGGCAGGUGAGCCACUUCUCCCUAGCAAGACCAUUUCUUAGUGUGAUUCACUUUUGGAUGGAUCAAACUGACUUAAUCCACGACCCUUAGGUAGAGAGAAGCAAUUGUGGGGCCUUCCAUUUGAAGACCAGAAAAGGGAAUAUGAAUGUAUAAGUCAAGUCACUCAGGAACUUAAUGCCGGUGCAAGAAACUUAUGUCAAAGUGGCCACAAGAUUGUUACUAGGAGACGGACGAAUGUAACUCCAUGUUUACUGCUAGAAACCAAAGCUUUGUGAGAAAUCUUGAAUUUAUGGGGAAGGGGGUGGGGAAAGUGUGUACUUGUCUGUCCUUUCCCUGAUUUCCUUCUCUGUCCUGAACUGCAGGAGACUGAGCCCCCUUGGGCUUUGGUGGCCCCACCACUGGGGUGUUUAUUUCAUGGUUGAUUUUUACUGUACCCGGGUACUUAUAUUCCUAUCGUAUAAUCAUUUUGUAACACAUGCUGACUUUCCCUUUCCUUCUUCCCUGGGAAAAUAAAGACUUAUUGGUACUCAAA